AUUUCGCAAAGGAUAAGGCAAGUGAUUCCGUAGUCCGCAUUGAUUUGUAAGUAUGCUGUCACACUUUUGCUUAAUAAGAAUACUUUUUUUUCUUCUCUAACUUCUUCUCUUUUUUUUAUAUAGCUAAUAAAUGGAAACAGAUAAUAGACCUUGGUUACUUCGACUUCCUUACGAUGUCAUUACCAACAUUAGUCAACAUUUGGACUUGUGUUCGAACACUCAUUUAAUGGACACUUGUCAACAAAUGAGAUAUUUUUACUUGUCCUCGAAAUAUGUCUGGCGAAAAAUCGUAUUUGAUGUGAAUUUGUACAACGAUCUACACCCGAUAUAUUCUUCUCUUCGAAAAUUAGACGAUAUUAAUGGCUUAAGACAACAUGUGAAGGAGGUAAGAUUAGCUAUAUAUGUAUUGGAUGUACUCAUCCUUUAACCCCGCUCAUAAAAAAAUAAGGUUGUGAUGGAUGACAAUGAUGAUCCUGAUUUCUCACCCAUCAUUAUGCUGAUUAAAUUCCCUCAACUGCGAAAACUGAGUGCGACUCACCGUAAAGAAAACACCAACUUGGAAGUGGAUAUUAAACUACUACAGGAAAUGUUGAAAUUCAAUUCUGUUAAACCUGGCUCGUUACCUAUUGAGAAAAUCAGUCUGUAUCACUACUACAUGGAUUAUGAACCUCAUCUGGCAUCGUAUCAAAGGACUUGGAAUAAACUCUCGAUUCACCCACAUGUGGAAUUAGACAUCAAAAUUUGUGGUUAUCUGCCACCCGAUCAAAAGGAAAAUGAGCUGGAAAGAGAGUUGACACUGUUAGAGCAACGUAUUCAACGUUUGCAGACACAAGAAAAUGGAAAUAACAGAAGGAGACAACAGGCCGACGACGAGAACGGCCCAUUGUAUCAAAAUGUGGAAAAAUGUCAACGCAUCAUGUGCGUCACUGCCCAGUGUUGGUCGUGUGGUCAUCCCUUCCAACGGUGCUGGAAAUGUGUGCCGGUGUGUGAAGGCUGCAAGGUCAAAAGAAUUCCUCCCAUGGCCAAUGAUAAUCAAAUUAGACUUAAAAACCGCCGUAAGAUCACACCCAAAAAUCAACUCAUAGCCGAUGAGGAUGAUUUCAGUGUGUUUGGAUAGACUUUAUAUAUCUUGGAUUUUAAAUAAACGUGGCACAGAGUGACAACAAAAUAGACAGGGAGUGUCUGUAGACUGUCAUUUACAAAAUGUAGUGUAUCUAGCGGUGAUUCGCCACCACAUUAGAUAGAUCAUGUUUUUAUAUGUGAUCAAA
Molecule: messenger RNA, 1268 nt
Organism: Mucor mucedo
Lineage: Eukaryota; Fungi; Mucoromycota; Mucoromycetes; Mucorales; Mucoraceae
Exons: 1
Coding region: 455-1117 (220 amino acids)
Source: RefSeq, a predicted model, not a curated record